Molecule: messenger RNA, 4213 nt
Organism: Sardina pilchardus (European sardine)
Lineage: Eukaryota; Metazoa; Chordata; Actinopteri; Clupeiformes; Clupeidae
Gene: ctdsplb
Product: CTD (carboxy-terminal domain, RNA polymerase II, polypeptide A) small phosphatase-like b
Exons: 8
Coding region: 663-1493 (276 amino acids)
Molecular function (GO): RNA polymerase II CTD heptapeptide repeat phosphatase activity
Source: RefSeq, a predicted model, not a curated record
CAAACACUUAACGUUAAAGCCUCCAUGUUGGACAGGGAGCAUAGAUUAAAAUCCUGCGUUGAAAGAAGUCCUUAAUGAAGCUGGAUACCCUUCAUGCUAAAUCUCAGAUAUUGCUGGACCGUAAACAAGGCUUCCUAAACGGACAUUUUCAUUAUUCUCAUAGUCGUGUUGCCAGCCAAUCUGCUAGCUUGGUAGAUAUAUCGCUGUGGCAAACGUUUACAGUUUACAUAGAUUAGCAAGAUAGCUAGCGAAUGUUAAACAUUGGAUAAUUGGGAGCCUGCUUUAUGCAAGAAGCGUUUUUAGUUGUCUUUGGCUUGUUUUAGAUUUUGUUUAUAUAUUUUGCGGUAUGCGUUUAGUCCCAUUUUCACUGCGUACUGACGGAUUAAAAACGAACACAACACCGCCGUUGCAGUGGUGUUUCGUGAACUAACGUUAGCUACAUAGGAAAGCUAACAUUGAUAGCCAGCUAACACUGCGAGUGUUAGCCACUGAUAGCUGUGUGGCUAGCUAGCUGGCUAGCUGCCAUUAACAUCAACCACUAUCGUUAGCUAGAAGACCACAGCUACUCAAACCAGUUUAUUUCUGCGGGACUUGCAAGUCAUCUCGCCAACAGCUGAUACUGAAAAGAAGAAGAAACCACUAAGGAUUGAACUGUUGUUUCCAUGGACAACACGUCCAUAAUUACGCAGGUUACCAACCCAAAGGAGGAGGAGAUAUUAUCGUCAACUCAAGAAAAGGUCUCGCUAUCCAGCAGCAGUGUAAAGAAGCAGAGGAGCCGGAGCAUCUUCAGCUCGCUCUUCUGCUGCUUCAGGAGCUACGAUGCGGAACCGCCGGCCACCAACAACAACACCAGCGCCCUGCCUCCCCCUGUGGAGGAGAACGGAGCUCCGCCCAAGUGUGACCAGGUUGAGGUCAUCUCUAUCCCUAGUCCCCCAGCGAAAUACCUCCUCCCUGAGGUUAACAUAAACGAUUACGACAAGAAGUGUGUCGUCAUCGACCUGGACGAGACUCUGGUGCACAGCUCGUUUAAGCCCAUCAGCAAUGCUGAUUUCAUCGUUCCGGUGGAGAUUGAUGGCACGGUUCACCAGGUGUAUGUGUUGAAGCGGCCUCACGUAGAUGAGUUCCUGCAGAAGAUGGGAGAGCUGUUUGAGUGUGUGCUCUUCACAGCCAGUCUAGCCAAGUACGCAGACCCCGUAGCAGACCUACUGGACCAGUGGGGUGUGUUCACAGCACGGCUUUUCCGGGAGUCCUGUGUCUUCCACCGGGGCAACUACGUCAAAGACCUCAGCCGCCUGGGCAGGGAGCUCGGAAACGUCAUCAUUGUGGACAACUCGCCGGCAUCUUACAUUUUCCACCCCGAAAAUGCGGUGCCGGUGCAGUCGUGGUUUGACGACAUGUCGGACACAGAGCUGCUGGACCUGCUGCCUUUCUUUGAGGGACUCAGUAAGGAGGAGGACGUGUACGGAGUGCUGGAGAACUGGAGGGGCAGGUAGCCGCUGUGCCGCAAUGGGCCCCUUCCCAACUGAGGCCGCCGUACAGACCCACCAUGGCCCGGGCCAGAGGGCCACCUGCUGAACAGCACCGCAACCACCGCCUGCCGUCUGGUGUGUGUGUGUGUUUGUCUGUGUGCGUGUGCGUAUGUGUGUGUGUGUGUGUGUGUGAUUGUGCGGCCCCCAAUCUCUCUCACAGGUGGACACGGUCACUGGGGCCCCUCAUGGCAGUGCUAUAUCUGCAGUAACAUCUUUCUGCAGCUCUUGUUUUGAAAACUGGGCAACACACACAUUGACACAACCGACUUGGGUUUUUUUAUAUGAUAAAAACAAGAGAUGAGAUUUUCUUAUUUUCUCAAGUGCUUAUUAAUAACCAAAAAUCAACAAAGAAACACACACAAAAAAAUACAACAACCCAAUUCUUCUCUGGGAAAAGAGGAAGUCCUAAGUCUGACCUGGUCCUUGUAUUGUUGCUAUGCAGUCUCCAGUGGUUUUCAAAGGACUGUGGGGCAUAAUUUCUUUUCUUAUCAAAAGCAAGUGCCUUUUUUGAAUGUUAUUUUUACAGUAGUAAAAAAAAAAGACAUUUUUGUACAUGCCAUAUUUGCAGAGAACUCUAAUCUUUUAAAGGAAAUGAUAUGCUUUAAAAUGGACAUGGGUCAGGAUAUUUGUAUUCGCAAAACACUGUUCUUAAAGUCCAAGAGUUUUAUGUGUAAAACCAUGGAAAGCAAGCUGUAUGUUCACCAUCGUAUCCUAGGAUUCUCUUUCGUUUGCUCUAGCUUGUGCCAUUUAUAUAGAGGUGAUUUUACUGUUGAUUACAUGUAGGAUUUUGUCUGUUUUUACUAGUCCUUAAACAAGUGCGAGGAAUUCAUUUGCAUUUGUGACGUUUUACGUGUUUUUACUGUGGCUGUUGUUGAAGACAUCUUUUAAAAAGGGAAAACAGCCAAUUUGAACUCGCGAGGCCGAAUGGGAGAUGCGUAGUGCCAAUGGCUGGUAAUCCAGUUGAUGCUUUUCUCAGGCAAACAUCUCCACAUCAACAAAGGCUGGAUUUUGGACUAUCUGUAGGUCAAUGGAAAGCUUCAGCUGGCGUUCAGAGGCCAACUUUCCGGGGAGCGCAAUAUCUAAACAGUUUCAUAAUUAAGAUCUCAUGUUAUAUAUUUUUGUAGAAUUGGAGCAUUUUUGGGGAUUUGAUUUUAAAGCCUUUGGGGAUAAAUGGAUUGAGCACCUACUUGCUUUUCUGAUUUACAGACACACCGUUUAAAGCACCAUUGUAGAGUUUCAACACUAAGAGGUGACUUCUCACAACUGCGUGCACAACUACCAAUGUGUCCCUUUCAUUUUUCAAAUCACCCUGCAUCAAACGUAUUUACUUUGGCUUGUCUAAAGCAACCUCUCUGAGCCUACAGUAUAUUGAGCCACUCUUAAUUUGAUUAGAUUUUGAUUUUCCCUGAUUUUUAAUCCCAACUGUGUGUCUGUCCCCAGCCUAGUGCUGCUAUUGUACAGUACCCUUCAAGCGCCUCUCUGGGCGAGAAGACAGUGUAGCGCUGGCCCCUCCUCUUGCGGUCCUGUUCCUCAGCACCAGUCCAGGCCACAGGGGCCCUCAAGCUCCAUGGCGGACAUUGAAGCCUGGGUCAGCCGGGGAGGACAUGCUAACCGGACUGCAGCCCAGGGUCUGGCUGAGUGCAGUCCAGCAUGGCGUGGUUUUUUUUUUUGUUUCCCCUGCAGCCCUACGUGGUCUGGCCUGAGUGCUGGGCAGGCCGUGCCCCACCACAGUGCCUGAGAGGAGCAGGGGGUUGUGUGCUGGCUCCGCUGGAAAUCACACGCAGCGAGUUCUCUCCGUCGCUCGCGCUCUCCAUCACUCUUUAUCUCCCUCCCUCGUUCUGACUUUUGUCACACCCUCUGGUUCUCUCUUGCUCUCGUUCUUGUUCUCGCGUCGUCUCCUGGGUUUUCCCCACAUUGCUGCUGGCUGUCUCACUUCACUGGACGUCUUGCUGUGUGUAGGUGUAUUUGUGUUUCAUUCGCUCUACCUCCUCCUCUUUUUUUUUUAUCUGUUCCGACAUGCGCGAGAGGAAAGAGUUUCCCACGGUUCUGCUAAAUUGAAAUGUUGCAUACCCAAUCCUUGCUUACCCAAUCCUUCCUGCUGCUGCUGUUGCCUCUGUCUCUCCUUCGGUCCAUCCUUCCUGUGGGCAGGAGCCUGUCGUAGAGCUGCUCUUGUCCUCACUGGUACCCAUGGGCAGCCAGUGGAGGCAGUAUGACUACGACCCGAGUCAGCCUGGCCUCUCUCAUUGUGGAUCUCUUCCACCGGAUUAUUGCAAGCACUUUGUUUAGUAUCUUUAGUUUCUUGUCACUUAUUUAUUUUUGUUUGUUUGGAAGUUCAGCUGUUCUUCUCAUGCAGCUUUUUCUCUCCACGCAGGGACUUUUAAGACACAGUAUUUAUUAACUGUUUCCUCAAAAUGGUGAUUUUUCUUUUUUUUUAAGCUUUGUUUAUGUACUUAAGGUGUUUUCACAUGCAUUCUGAGUGUUAACUUCAUGGCAUGUGUCUGUGGAGCCGAGUCAGAGUCAACAGAGCGAACUUGGAAAUGCUGUUUGUGACUUUGGGGGGGAGGGGGAGGGGAGUUUCUGUGCUGUGUUUGCAGUAUGUUUUUAUGGUGAAAUGAUUCAUGGUUUAUGGCAAAGAUUUCUUCCAAACUAUGACAUGUUAUAUUAAAGCACCUUUUUAUGACAAA